Molecule: messenger RNA, 567 nt
Organism: Colletotrichum abscissum
Lineage: Eukaryota; Fungi; Ascomycota; Sordariomycetes; Glomerellales; Glomerellaceae
Exons: 2
Coding region: 1-567 (188 amino acids)
Source: RefSeq, a predicted model, not a curated record
AUGGCUGGUGAAAACGGUGACGCGCGCCGCAAGGGAGGCGAGUACUCGACCAACCCCAACACUCAGCGCACUCGAACCUACCUCGCCAACCAGACUCCUGAGCAGAGAGCCCUCAAGUCCAAGGUCUUCUCCGAGUACCGUGCCUUCCGCACCACCUGCAUCAAGCGCGCCAGCAUGUCCGACUACAUCUACGAGCGCGACCGUGAUGCCAAGGUCAAGAUGCUGUCUGACGCCCUCAACAAGCUUGUUGCGAACCGCACUGCACGCAACAUUGAGUACAUGGGCCAGUCUGUCAAGCGCUUUGCCGAGCGCUACCAUGACAAGGCGUUCCUUCGGAGCGUCGAGGAGGCCAAUGCCUCGACUGCCCCUGCUCAGAAGAGCACCACUGGCUUGGCCAACCUUGGCCAGGAGGACUCUGAGGAGGACACCGCCAACAAUGUUGGCACUGCUGCCGCUGACAUCUCGGAGGAGUUGGCCACCAUCAGCCAGCUUCUCGACAUGCAGGCCAGAGCCAGCAUGGAGACCUACAACGGCCUGACUGACAUCAUGCACGGCCUCGGCUUCUAA